Aspergillus ruber CBS 135680 is the source of this 1092-nucleotide messenger RNA. Its product is annotated as putative class III chitinase. Gene Ontology annotation, cellular component: extracellular region. Lineage: Eukaryota; Fungi; Ascomycota; Eurotiomycetes; Eurotiales; Aspergillaceae. Gene Ontology annotation, biological process: carbohydrate metabolic process. The record is from RefSeq and is a predicted model, not a curated record. Bases 10 to 945 code for a protein of 311 amino acids. Gene Ontology annotation, molecular function: chitinase activity. The transcript has a single exon.
ACCAUCACGAUGCCUCCCAUUUCAGGAUCACAGACACAGCGUCGGAUAAUCGUCUAUCACCAAACAAUAUGUCCGGAUGGCGGUCCAGUUGUCUCAAUGCUUCCGCUGGUCGAGAACAACACGGGAAUCACACAUGUCAUUUUGGCCGCUUUCCACCUGAACGAUACCCCGGGCGAUAUCUCCCUCAACAAUGAUCCGCCAGACCACCCCAGCUACAAUGAGCUCUGGGCAGAAGUACCUCGAAUGAAGGCAAGUGGCGUCAAGAUAAUGGGAUUACUAGGUGGGGCUGCCCAGGGUAGCUUCCGCAAUCUGGACGGCAGCGAGACGCAAUUCGAGCAGUACUAUCAACCGUUUCUGGCGAUGAUUCGACGGUAUCAAUUGGACGGAAUUGAUCUUGAUGUCGAAGAGCAUAUGUCUCUGGAGGGGGCUAUUCGGUUGAUUGAUCGUCUCAAGUCAGACCUGGGAAAUGAGUUUAUUAUCACCCUGGCACCCGUGGCUGCCGCUCUCUUGGGCAUGGGAAACCUAUCCGGCUUUGACUAUCGGCAGCUAGACGCCGCCCGGGGCUCCAAGAUCAGCUGGUACAAUGCACAGUUCUACAAUGGCUGGGGUCCAGCGGACGAUCCUCGAAUGUACGCCGCGAUUAUUGCGCAGGGCUGGUCCCCGCAGCGCGUGGUUUUCGGGCUGUUGACGAACCCGGGUAACGGAUCACAGGGCUACGUGCCACUUGAGACUAUGAACGUUAUUCUGUCCAUGUUAGUUGAGCAAUACCCCAACUUUGGCGGCGUCAUGGGCUGGGAGUAUUUCAAUUCUAUGCCUGGAGGACGCGAGAAGCCGUGGACUUGGGCAGCUGUAAUGGCGCUCAGUAUGAAUAUCAAAGAUGUGGUUUUUGCCGCGCGGCAAAUGGUGGGAGCUGGGUUUCUUUUGAACAUGAUGCGUCCACGUUAAACAGAACAUUUGCAUAAAGUACAUAGCAUGCUUAGAUACCAAUGUGUUUUAUUGGACCCUGCGUCAUCGCCUCAGGCAGGAAUGAAUAUAAAUGUCGUCAUCUCCGCCUUUACAUUUAGACCAUUUGGCAAUGCCAAUUGUACUCCU